AUGGUUCCUUCAAUUGCCUCUGGUAGCUCACAUGCAGAUAGAAGGAACACAGGAAAUGGUAGAUUGCCGAUGCGAGCAGGAGGCGCAUCUGAAGAUCCAAAUGUGAUCAGAUUCCCUGCUAUGACUUUAAGGAACAGAAUGUCUGCACUUUUGGUUGAUAACCAUAGGUGUUGCAGGCUCGUCCAAAUGGGAAUGCUUCAAUACUAUGGUAUUGAGACUCAGGCUGUGGAGACUGCACAGGCUGCAAUAGACCUGCUUACUUCUGGUCAUUUAUUUGACCUUAUAGUCAUUGACAGUAGGCUUCCAGUCCUGAAUGGAAUUGAGACCACUAGGCAUAUUCGUACAAUGGGGGUAUGUUCAAAGAUUGCAGGUUUGAUUGGUUCCUCGAGGGAAAGAGAUAGGCAAGCAUUUCUGGAUGCUGGCGCUGACGCUGUUUUUGAAAAGCCGUUAGUUCCUGAGAGGCUGGUGCCAAUGCUGAUGCAGAUGGAUGGCCAGAUUUAA
Molecule: messenger RNA, 501 nt
Organism: Ricinus communis (castor bean)
Lineage: Eukaryota; Viridiplantae; Streptophyta; Magnoliopsida; Malpighiales; Euphorbiaceae
Product: two-component response regulator 24
Exons: 2
Coding region: 1-501 (166 amino acids)
Biological process (GO): phosphorelay signal transduction system
Source: RefSeq, a predicted model, not a curated record